AUGGUCGACAUACUGAAGAAGGACAAAACAUUCACAUUUACUGAGGCACAAAGGCUCACUUUGCUCGCAAUUAUGGAUACUUUUGUCGCACCGCUUUCUCCUCAGGAGAAAGACAUCUUAAUGAAAAAGAUAUUCUCUAUUAAACCUAGUAUAGGUUAUAAUCAACAAAUUAUCUCAGCAUUUUGUGACAUAUCUGGUUCAUCUUCUUCACUCAAUGUGAUAGAUAGAAUUGAAGAACGACUUCAAUUCGCUGCAUCGCCAAAACAACGCCAACAAUUUCUCUUCCUACUGAACAUGUUAUCUCAUCAACCUACAUUAUUUUUGCUUACAGGAGGCAGAAGUGGUAUCUUAGCACCUUCUUUGAAAGACCUAAGUCAAAAGGACAGAGAGCGUGUUCUGUUAAGCUGGAAGAAAUCGUCUUUUAGUCAGUUACGAAUGAUCUAUAACAGUUUCAUGGGCCUUUGUUUGCAAGAAACUUACUUUGGUACCGAGUCACUUGCUACAAGAUAUAUUAACACAUUUACAAACACUACAACAGAAGAUACACCUCUGCAAUAUUGCUCACCUUGGUCGUCUCAAAAAAUAAAUAAAACACACCACAAACAGCAAUCAUUCGAUGCUAUCGUUGUAGGUAGUGGUGCAGGGGGCGGUGUUGCUGCUGCAGAAUUAGCGAAAGCUGGAUUAUUUGUUCUUUUGAUUGAGAAAGGAACCUACUUCCAUCAAGACGAUCUUCAACCCGACAAUGACCGUUUUGCUUUCUUUAACAUGUACGAUAAUGGUGGUAUUACGCCUAAUGCUAAAGGCACUGUGAAUCUUAUGUCAGGUUCAACGUUUGGCGGUGGAACAAGUUUUGCAGAAGAUCUUCAAACGGUCUGUGAUCGAAUUGGAGUCAGCACCAAGAAUGUCCACCAUAACGGUCCCAAUCAAAAAUUAUUGAACGGCUGCAGAGCUCUUGGUUAUUCAGCAGACGUUGUGCCACAAAACACAUAUGGACGAGCCCAUUAUUGUGGUAAAUGCUACACCGGCUGUGCGUCAGGCAUAAAGAACAGUACGGUGAACACAUGGCUGAAGGAUGCUGCAGCUCAUGGAGCCAAAUUUUUAGACCGGACCCGUGUUACGCGCAUCUUAUGCAAGAACGAAUAUAAUCAACAGAAAAAGAAAAAGGCUAUUGGCGUUGUUUGUCAACUACAUGGGGAUCAGAACAAAGAAUAUACUAUCCAUGCCAAAUUCAUUAUUGUGGCGGGCGGGGCUCUUCAUACCCCUUGCUUAUUACGCAGGAGUGGUCUUCAAAACACCUACAUUGGUAAGGACCUUCGGCUUCAUUUAGCAACACUUUGCAUCGGCGUUUAUGAUGAAGUGGUUAAUCCUUCUGAAGGAACCUUGCUAACUGUCAUCUGUAAUGAGUUUGAGAAGAAAUACACAAAGGAAGAAGAAAAGUGCCAUCGUCAUGACGAUGGUAGCACUUACGGCUAUAAAAUUGAAUGUUUUACAAAUGGAACGGGAUUGUUUUCUGGAAUGGUUCCUUGGGAAGGGGCUGCUCAGCACAAAGAGCUUAUGUUAAGAUAUCGAAAUACUGUGACGUUAUUUGCAAUGUUGAGAGAUAAAGACUCUGCAUGCAACGUUGAAUAUGAUAAGGAUGACCCGAGUAAAGUUGAUGUUCAGUUUCAAUUGUCUCAAUAUGAUGGUGAGAAUCUGAAAGAUGGUCUCGUGGAAUUGGCAAAAAUCCAUGUUGCUGCUGGUGCGCGAAAGGUUCUUCUAUCCCAACACCCUUUUAUUCCGGAGCCCACUUUUGAAUUUCUUGCCGAAGAAGAGACGCAGAUCACGAACCCACGAUUUGUAUCAUGGUUAGAAUUAAUUAAGCGCUCUAAACCACCCGUGCCAGCUUCAGGCCAUCAAAUGUCCUCAUGUCGAAUGGGGACUUCACCGAACAAUUCAGUUACAGAAAUCACCGGAGAAACUUGGGACGCCAAGAAUCUGUAUAUUGCUGAUUCGUCGUUGUUUCCUACUGCUCUUGGUGUCAACCCUAUGGUUACAAUAGAAGCAAUAUCUCUUUCAGUUACCAAGCACAUUAUUAGGGCAUUUAAGGAACAAGAGAAGCUACCAUUACAUAAAUUAUCUAAACUGUAA
Mycotypha africana is the source of this 2127-nucleotide messenger RNA. RefSeq lists its product as uncharacterized. Gene Ontology annotation, molecular function: long-chain-alcohol oxidase activity; flavin adenine dinucleotide binding. Lineage: Eukaryota; Fungi; Mucoromycota; Mucoromycetes; Mucorales; Mycotyphaceae. The transcript has 5 exons. The record is from RefSeq and is a predicted model, not a curated record. The coding region runs from base 1 to 2127 and encodes 708 amino acids.